GUCGCCUACAUUAUGACGUUACGUUCUUUCUCUAAGAAACGUUUCCCAGUGAAAACAACGAAAAACAAUUCCAUAGAAUUCCAAGUACGUUUUGAUUCGAAAUGCAGGGAAAAGUUACCAAAAAGACAAGGCAAUGUAAGCAGUGUAAAGGGCCUUGUAAAGGACACCCUUGUGAAAAUGACGAACCUCCCGAUGAAACAGAAAAACAGUCUGAAAAUGAACAUGCUUCAGCAGAUCAGAGUAUGGGAGUUUUAGGAAAUGGUUUACUAACAAAAAAAGACGAUUUCCCAGAGGAAAUCUUUAAACUAGCAACCAAAGAGCAGAUGUAUCAACUUGGGAUGGAUCCAAUUUGUAUUGUGGCAGCCAUGGGACAUCUUGACGGAAUGCGAAAAUUUGUUGAGGCUGGUACAAACUCAAAUGACAAAAGAUCAACGGAUGGUAGUACCCCACUGAUGUUGGCCACACAAAAUAAGCAUUUAGAAGUGGUAGAACUAUUACUAAAACACAGUGCUGAUGUGACGGCGGUUAAUAAGGAGAAUAGCAAUGCUUUUAUGGUGGCAAUAAGGACAGGCGAUGCCAAACUAGUAAACACCAUAUGGCCAUACAGGGGAAACUUAGACAUCAACCAUCAGAACAACCUUGGUAACACUGCUCUCCAUAUUGCCACAGACAAGUGCUGGGAUGCCUGUGUACAGUUUCUUUUAUCUAGUGGUGCAAAUAUCGACGAGCAAAAUAACGAUGGAUACACGCCGUUGAUGGUGGCAUCGUUGAAAGGUGAUAUGAAAAUUUUAAAUCGACUUUUGUCGUCUGGAGCAGAUCUACUAAAGGAAGACAUUCAAGGAUGUACUGCACUGUGUCUUUCAGCCGAAUCAGACCAUGACACGGUUCUAGAUACGCUCUUAGAUAAAAUUUCCGACCUGAAUCUUAAAGAGAAUUUUGUAAAGAACCGAUUGGAUCGGAUUAAAAGUCCGAUGGGUGAAGAGGAUCUAGAGGAAUUGCUACUUGCUGUACUUUACGUGUUUCAAAAGCUUACUGCACUUGACGAGUAUAGAGACGUACUUUAUAAACUGAAAACUUUACCAAGUGUGAUGUCAGUUGUUCAAAAACAUUUAAAAAUGAAGGACGUAACCUUACUAAUGGUUCAUAUUGCCUGCAAAUGCAUGUUUCACAGAGAUCCAGAUUUUAUCGAUGACAGAUUUGUUCAGCAAUACAUAAAGUCACGUGGUUUUGAGCUUUGUUUGAAAGCAUUAAAACUGCAUUCUGAUACUAACAGGAAAAACUAUGAGCUUUUGAUUUCUUGCUUUUUCCCAAUAAUCUGUGCGAGUCAGAUAUCGGAUGGUAAAACAUGGAUUGAAAAGAACCACUCAAAAAUUGCAUGUUACAGUCACUUACGGGAUCAGUUCACCAAAAAGAUGUGUGUCGAAUUUGAGGGCGCAAGAGAAAUUUGGAACAAAUUUUGGGAAUCCUUCAAUGAUAUACAAAAACAGCAUCGAGACAAAAAGAUGGCAGAACUUCUUGAAGAGGAAGAAAGAGAGAGAAAUAAGAAAAUAAAGAAGCGUGAAAGAAAGAAGCAGCGACGAAAUAAAUUACAAGAAGUGAAAACGAAAGGCGAUGGUGAUAGUGAAAAAAUAAAUUGCGAUGAGAAAGGAGAAGAAAAUAUAGAACAAGUAAAAGAAAAAACGAGAGUUAUCCUCCGUUCUAAGUUAAUGGAUAUUGAAAUGAAUCGAUAUGUGGAAAAAAUUAAAGACUUUUAUCAUACAGACAAAAAUGAGAAUCUGAAAUACGAAAAUGUAACCGAAAAUGCUAGAACAUCCAAAUCGCGUCGUUAUGCUAAGUCAAAAAACUUCUUGGAUGAAGUGUCUGCUCAAAGUGUUUACGGAACAAGUGAAACUCAAUUAGAAACUCGAAAUGACAAAUGGGUCACUGUUCAAAAUAAAAAAGCUAAUUUACGACCUGAAACAUUUGAAACUGACAGUCAAGUCGGACAUCCAGGCCGCAAGAACUUUCAAUCAGUUACAAUCGACCAACAAAAAAGCGGCAAGCGUUGGGCUGAUGUAGCUAGUAACCAAAUAAUUCCUAAACAUAGUAUCGAAGAACCAGUUAACAGUUUGGCAAACGACUGCGAAAUAAGCGCGACUGCGCAUUGCAGUUUUAAAGAAAAACACAAAUAUAAACGAGGCGAUUAUGAAGACGAUUUUCCAAGUCUAGAUCCAAAUACGUCGCCCAAAAGGAAUUCCCCGAUUGAACAAAGGCGAAAAUCAAACGAUUCCAUUAGUCCUAUGCUUGAUGAAUGGUAUCUUGAGGAAUGCCCAGAUGAAUGGACAGCAAGAAGUACUAGUUCGACACCAACUGAAUUGGAAAGGUACAGUUAUCAGUCAGGAGGCAAUAUCGAUGACAAUAAGACCCUGGAUUUACAUGUAGGAAAUACACCAGGUAUUUCUUAUCAACAUUCAUCAGAUCGUACUCAGUCGACAGAGUCAUUUCAAAACACAGGGGAGAUACAUAGAGAUGCCAACGCUCUAUCGAAUACUUGCAUAGACUUUGGUUUCGCUACUACAGACGACAAAGAAAAAGCAAUAGAAUGUGCGCUAGACACUGCAAAAUAUACAUUUUCCAAAGCACAGAUGACCUAUUGGCAAGACAAAGAGUUUGUGCCCCUUCUUUAUGAAAAUAAAGACGAACAAGCCAAGAUACAAGUAGGUAAGACCAGUCCAAAUGUGGUUACUACAAUAACUAAGACGGUCAAUUUGAAAUCGGACAUAGGAAAAAGUACAUAUACGGCACAGCCUCAACAACAGGAAUUGAUAUCUAACAUUAAACCUGGAAAUAAUGAACAGAAAAACAUUAACACUGAAACAAAAACGGCGAAACUUUGUAAUCCGAAUUUAACAAAUUUCAGUUAUAUGAAGAAUGCUCAACCAGUGGUUGAUGAAGCUUACAACAGACAGUCGAAUACUGAUUACGCUCAUCGAUAUAUUCACCCAACAAAUCAUAUACAAACAGAACCAGUCUCUGGGAACUUUGGCGAAUCAGAUGCUGUCAAAAACUGGCUGAGAAACGAUUCCAUGAUGUCUAAAACUGAACCACAUAUGGUCGAUAAUAGCAAGUUCAUUGGAGGUUUACCUUCGUCGGUGUUUUUAGACAACAUGAAGUAUUCCAACAACAUUGACACACUGCCACCGAAUUGUUCAAUUCCAAGUCAACACAUAGAACCCCCACCAAACAUAUUAUCCAAGCCAUCCGAGAGCAAUGUCAAGAAAGGUGAGCAUACAAAGGCUACGGAGACAAAUACCACUGCCAGUAAUGUUAUUACUACCAACAAUACUCUAAAGCCAAAUGCUGCUCCAUUUUUCAUAAGAUUUGACAGCAAUGUAAUGCAUAACACACAGAAAGAAAUUAUAAGCGACCAAUUGUGUUUCGAUUCCGACAACCAACAUUUGCAAGAGACAUCGGAAAAUAACUUGAAUUGUACUAGACAAGAUAGCUGUAAGUCGCUAAGGAACUGUUUAAAUCGACAGGUCAAUACAAAUGAAACAGAUAAUUCGUAUUUAAGUUCAACAAAUUUUCGUAGGGCGGAAAUUAAAUCAAAAAUGGAAGAAUUCAAGGUCAAUAGCAUUGCUGUUGUUAAACCCCUAGGAGCUCUUAUCAAAAGAGGCAACCAUGAGAACCCAUUAAUGACUAGUAACAACACCUGUUCAGAGCAAAACUGUGAUCUAGGUGAAAGUAUUCUUAGAAACGUUGCGAAUCUAGAUAUUGCUGAUGAAGGCGUAUGGUAUCCAUCUAGACUAAGGGGAGAACCCGAGGAACAACAACCACGUCAUGAGUUUAGCUACAAUCAAACUAAUGUUUUUCCUGGUUUUCAUGAUAUCUCUUCAACCGCAGAUAAUGACAGGGAUACUGUCGACUUUGGCUUUAGUGAGAUGAAGAAACUGGCAAGUUAUCAGUGGCAAAAGCAAUACAAUGAAGUUCGAAAGAGAGGACCGGUAUAUGGAUCGUUAUAUUACCAUGACAUUCCCUACUAUGCUUCUUGUCUCGGAAUUUCUGAGCAUGAACUAGAACGAUCAUUCGUGUCGGAUUUGAAAACGACUUUCCAGCAUACCAAUGAACAACAAACGGUCGAUGAUAUCGUUCAAUUGAACGAAAACACAGUUAACGUGACAAAUGAAGAUGCAGCAACAGGUAGAAUAGCCGCCAGCAAUUUACAAGAAGACAACAUACCUGAUUUGUAUGAUUUUACACCAGGUACUAGACCAGCUGCAAGUCACCCUGUAAUCGCGAGAUCAGGUAAUGAAGAACCGCACCCUUACCUCCUGUCUGAAGAAUAUGAUACAGAGAUUAACACUAUGAAUCAUAUAAAGAAACCAGUUUAUGAACCAACAUUCUGUGAGAAAUACAGGUACCAGUUAGCACAACAAAUCCAGAAUAUCCAGACCAAAAAUCAUAUGCAGAGUACCAGUACAGACAAUCGUUCACCAAGUAUAGUCCAAACAGGAGUGCAAGAUAAUGGAGUCUGUCCUCCACACAAAUAUGCACAGUCAAACAAUACCAUUCAACCAUGGAUACAAAGAAGCAUCAGAUGGCGACAGAAGCUGAUGGAAAUUAGAAACCUACCAGCAACGAGCAUGAAACGAAUAGACAACAUUUUGAUUCCGGUUAACACCGAGACAUAUCUCUUUCCCUACUCGGAUACAAAUGCAGUACUUGGUUUUCUUACCGACGGAUCAGAAGUUCUUGUUCAUAUUAUAGAUAUGACAUCUCGGACUAUCAACUCGGACAUUCUAAAAAGUAUCACUUCACCUCGAAAUUCUCAUUACUUUCUGGUGAAGUAUCGGACAUUUGCGUUCGAAAGUGGUCGAUGCUAUGUCGCCAUGAAUUUACCCGAGUAUUCUCUUAGUGAAUACCUGUCUAUACUGAAAUCAGAUAGUCGAUCAGAUCCUAUGGUUGUCAACAAACUCGCCUGGCAGUUUCUCAAAGGCCUUUCAUCUAUACACGAGGGACUUGGCUUGCAGCACGGUAACAUGAUGCCUUCUAACAUAGUUGUUGAUGUAGAGGGUAAACUAAUGUUGAGUGAAUACAGUUUUCUACAACCAGAGACAGCUAAAGCAAAAUUCAUGGGUCUUAUAGCAGUGGAACAUGAUAGAGCAUGUUGGAGUCCAACAGAAGUUAUAACAGAAACUGAACCUUACUCCAUGAAAUCCGAUAUCCAGGUAGCGGGAAUGAUAUUACAUUACAUCUUGUCGGGUGGACAUCAUCCAUAUGGAGAAAUAAAUCUCGAAAUACAAGUUAGUCUCCAGCAAAACUGGCCUAAAAUGACUUAUAUAAGUGAUGAGGUCAACGGACUUAUAAAUGAUAUGUUAGUAAUGCCACAAUCAACACGACCAUCGAUGGAACAGAUUUUAAAACAUCCUUAUUUCUGGGCCAAUGAAAAACGUCUGCGGUUUGUGCUGAUUGCUGGAUCUGACGUUCUGCGGGACAUGAAAUCAGGGACAUCAACGACAGGUGGAGCAGGCUGGACAAUGAUUGAUAUAAUCAAUAAUGCCUGUAGAAAUGCCAUGUUUUGUGAAUGGACGUCAGUUGUUGAUCUUGUGGUUUUGAAAGAGAUGAGAUCCUUCCGCCAGUAUAAGAACACGUUAGUGGAACUAGUUUUGUUUGUUUACAACUGCUGCUUACAUUAUGACAAACUUUCACAGACGGCGAGAGACAUCAUUGACGAACCUUGCAAAUAUUUCCUUACAACCUUUCCUUCAUUAUUUAUGUCAGUUUACACCGCUAUAAAGUCAUCUUGUCGAGUAGAACGAGCCUGUUACAAACCAUUCUUUUAAACAACGAAUUGUGACAUAGAAACAAGACUAUGAUAUUAUUGUUGAGAUAGUCAUUGCAUGAAAUUUUGAGCUCAUUAAGAGUGUUAUUACUUUUAUUAUAUUUGUUUUGUAGUUUAUAUUUUAUGAUAUUGUUUUGAUACAUCUUAGAAAAGGCAAUAAUCUUUAAAAUGAACAUUUUUUUUAGAAUUUUUAUAAAUUUUUAAUGAUUUUUGAUUAUUUUCUAUAUGCAGAGUCUUUCAACAAUUUCCCCGAUAUUUUUUUUUU
Messenger RNA from Mytilus trossulus (common blue mussel), 6086 nucleotides. RefSeq lists its product as uncharacterized. Gene Ontology annotation, cellular component: nucleus. Gene Ontology annotation, molecular function: ATP binding; protein kinase activity; transcription cis-regulatory region binding. Lineage: Eukaryota; Metazoa; Mollusca; Bivalvia; Mytilida; Mytilidae. The transcript is spliced from 17 exons. The record is from RefSeq and is a predicted model, not a curated record. Bases 102 to 5822 code for a protein of 1906 amino acids. Gene Ontology annotation, biological process: positive regulation of transcription by RNA polymerase II; protein phosphorylation; mRNA processing.